CAUGCUUAGGGUUUCUCCUUCGCUUUCAUUUUGCUUAUAGCCUUCGAGCUAAGUCGCCACCCACCCACCACCUGUUCGACAAAAUGUCGCAAGAAUCACUAGUCCUCCGCGGCACAAUGAGAGCCCACACUGACUGGGUCACAGCCAUCGCCACCCCAGUUGACAACUCCGAUAUGAUCGUCACAUCCUCACGUGACAAAUCCAUCAUCGUUUGGUCAAUAACAAAAGACGGCCCACAAUACGGCGUCCCGCGCCGCCGCCUCACAGGCCACGGACACUUCGUUCAAGACGUCGUCCUUUCAUCCGACGGCAUGUUCGCUCUUUCCGGAUCUUGGGACGGUGAGCUCCGUUUAUGGGAUCUUCAAGCUGGAACCACUGCCCGUCGUUUCGUCGGACACACUAAGGAUGUUUUAUCCGUAGCAUUUUCUGCUGAUAACCGUCAGAUCGUAUCAGCAUCCCGUGAUAAGAGCAUCAGGCUUUGGAACACUUUGGGUGAGUGUAAGUACGUUAUUCAGGACGGAGAUUCGCAUUCUGACUGGGUCUCAUGUGUUCGUUUCAGCCCGAAUAAUCUUCAGCCAACUAUCGUAUCCGGGUCGUGGGACAGGACUGUAAAAAUAUGGAACCUUACCAACUGUAAGCUCCGUGCUACGCUUGCUGGACACACUGGGUAUGUGAAUACCACUGCGGUGUCUCCUGAUGGUUCUUUGUGUGCUAGUGGAGGGAAGGAUGGAGUGAUUUUGUUGUGGGAUUUGGCUGAAGGGAAGAAAUUGUACUCGCUUGAGUCGGGUUCUAUUAUUCACUCGCUUUGUUUUAGCCCAAAUAGGUACUGGUUGUGUGCUGCCACUGAGUCGAGUAUUAAGAUUUGGGAUUUGGAGAGCAAGACUAUCGUGGAUGAUUUGAAAGUUGAUCUGAAGCAAGAGAGUGAAAUGUCUGCAGAGGGAACUGCUUCUGGCAAAAACAAGGUCAUAUACUGCACUAGUUUGGGCUGGAGUGCUGAUGGAAGCACACUUUUCAGCGGAUACACAGAUGGCUUGAUUAGAGUGUGGGGUAUUGGCCGUUAUUAGGAUAAAACAUAUAGCACCAUUUGGCCUGAAUUUCGUUUAGAUGAAAUCUAAAAUGUUGGAAGAAGUAUGUCGGAUUCUGUGUUUCAUGGCUGUGAGGCCUUUUCUGUUACAGUUUUGGAUUUUAUUUACGCAUGUUAUAUUGGGUGUAGAUCCAAGAAGCUCUUUUGCCUAGUCUUAUGAGUAAUUUUAUGUUUUCUUCUGUGUUUUUCUAUCUUAUAGAUCUUCAACUUUGUUUAUGAUUUAUGAGGAGAUAUAUAUCUUUUUGAAUUCUCUUUA
This is a messenger RNA of Nicotiana attenuata, 1340 nucleotides long. RefSeq names its product guanine nucleotide-binding protein subunit beta-like protein. Gene Ontology annotation, molecular function: ribosome binding; translation regulator activity; protein kinase C binding. The coding region runs from base 84 to 1064 and encodes 326 amino acids. Gene Ontology annotation, cellular component: cytosol; nucleus. NCBI's taxonomy places the organism in Eukaryota, Viridiplantae, Streptophyta, Magnoliopsida, Solanales, Solanaceae. Gene Ontology annotation, biological process: positive regulation of protein phosphorylation; rescue of stalled cytosolic ribosome. The record is from RefSeq and is a predicted model, not a curated record. The transcript is spliced from 2 exons.